This is a messenger RNA of Pteropus alecto (black flying fox), 1056 nucleotides long. It is a transcript of the gene TNFSF11, whose product is annotated as TNF superfamily member 11. Lineage: Eukaryota; Metazoa; Chordata; Mammalia; Chiroptera; Pteropodidae. The record is from RefSeq and is a predicted model, not a curated record. Gene Ontology annotation, biological process: immune response. Gene Ontology annotation, cellular component: membrane. The transcript is spliced from 5 exons. Gene Ontology annotation, molecular function: tumor necrosis factor receptor binding. Bases 40 to 774 code for a protein of 244 amino acids.
AUCUGCACUUAAACACUAUUUUACUUUUUCCCCCCUCAGAUGGAUCCUAAUAGAAUAUCAGAAGAUGACACUCACUGCAUUAACAGAAUUUUCAAACUCCAUGAGAACGCAGAUUUGCAAGACACAAGUCUGGAGACUCAAGACACAAAAUUGAUACCUGAUUCGUGCAAGAGAAUUAAACAGGCCUUUCAAGCAGCUGUGCAAAAGGAAUUACAACAUAUCGUUAGAUCCCAACACAUCAGAGCAGAGAAAGCUACAGUAGACAGUGCCUGGUUAGAUCUGGCCAGGAGGGGCAAGCCGGAUGCUCAGCCUUUUGCUCAUCUCACCAUUAAUGCCACUGACAUUCCGUCAGGUUCCCACAAAGUGAGUCUGUCUUCCUGGUACCACGACCGAGGUUGGGCCAAGAUCUCCAACAUGACUUUCAGCAAUGGAAAACUAAUAGUCAACCAAGAUGGCUUUUAUUACCUCUAUGCCAACAUUUGCUUUCGACAUCAUGAAACUUCGGGAGACCUUGCCACAGAGUAUCUUCAGUUGAUGGUGUAUGUCACGAAAACCAGCAUCAAAAUCCCAAGUUCUCAUACCCUGAUGAAAGGAGGAAGCACCAAAUACUGGUCAGGGAACUCCGAAUUCCAUUUUUACUCCAUAAAUGUUGGAGGCUUUUUUAAGUUACGAUCUGGUGAGGAAAUUAGCAUCGAGGUCUCCAACCCUUCACUACUGGAUCCAGAUCAAGACGCAACGUACUUUGGGGCUUUUAAAGUUCGAGAUAUAGAUUGACCCCCAUUUUCUGGAGCAUUAUCACAUAUUCCCUAGGAUGUACAGAAACUUUAAAAAACAAGCCAAGAAAGAUGUACAUAGGUGUGUGAGACUACUAAGAGGUAUGGCCUACAACGGUAUAGGAUGAAGACUUUCUCUCAGCUUCUGACUCUGUAGAGAGCAUGUGUAUUUACAGCCAAAUGGAGACGUUGGACUCGAGGUGUGGUGUAGUCCGAAGGCUUUCUUACACAAUGGUUUUUAAAUUUUGUAAUGAAUUCCUAGAAUUAAGCCAGGUUGGAGCAA